Messenger RNA from Nicotiana tabacum (common tobacco), 757 nucleotides. NCBI's taxonomy places the organism in Eukaryota, Viridiplantae, Streptophyta, Magnoliopsida, Solanales, Solanaceae. The record is from RefSeq and is a predicted model, not a curated record.
AAAAGGACCAAUAUUGACUUGAUCCUAACUGAACAGGCAAAGUAAAUCCAGCGAUGAAACACUCAUAACUGAACACUGAGAGACUAUUCGCUUUCUCCUAAAGCCUUCAAUCGAAUUCGCACGAUGAGAGGGAACAAGUUUUGCUGUGAUUUCCGGUACCUCCUCAUCUUGGCUGCUGUCGCCUUCAUCUACACACAGAUGCGGCUUUUUGCGACACAGUCAGAAUAUGCAGAUCGCCUUGCUGCUGCAAUUGAAGCAGAAAAUCAUUGUACAAGCCAGACCAGAUUGCUUAUUGACCAGAUUAGCCUGCAGCAAGGAAGAAUAGUUGCUCUUGAAGAACAAAUGAAGCGUCAGGACCAGGAGUGCCGACAAUUAAGGGCUCUUGUUCAGGAUCUUGAAAGUAAGGGCAUAAAAAAGUUGAUCGGAAAUGUACAGAUGCCAGUGGCUGCUGUAGUUGUUAUGGCUUGCAAUCGGGCUGAUUACCUGGAAAAGACUAUUAAAUCCAUCUUAAAAUACCAAAUAUCUGUUGCGUCAAAAUAUCCUCUUUUCAUAUCCCAGGAUGGAUCACAUCCUGAUGUCAGGAAGCUUGCUUUGAGCUAUGAUCAGCUGACGUAUAUGCAGCACUUGGAUUUUGAACCUGUGCAUACUGAAAGACCAGGGGAGCUGAUUGCAUACUACAAAAUUGCACGUCAUUACAAGUGGGCAUUGGAUCAGCUGUUUUACAAGCAUAAUUUUAGCCGUGUUAUCAUACUAGAAG